Tetrahymena thermophila SB210 is the source of this 273-nucleotide messenger RNA. RefSeq lists its product as hypothetical. The record is from RefSeq and is a predicted model, not a curated record. NCBI's taxonomy places the organism in Eukaryota, Ciliophora, Oligohymenophorea, Hymenostomatida, Tetrahymenidae. The transcript has 2 exons.
AUGGUUGGAAUUUUAUUUUUGAAUACUGGCCUUGGUAAUCUAAUUUAUUUAAACACUAAAAAAAUAAGCAAAUAAUAAAAAUAAAAUUACGUCAUAUUAAAACAGAUGCAAAUAUAAAAUUUGAUAAAAAAUACACCUAAAAAUAUUUAAUAUUUUUACUAAACCUGUUAAAUUUUAUAAAUAAAAAAUUAUUUUAGAUAGUUUUUUUUUCUUUAAUUUAUGAGAAACAUUUUUUAAUAAGAAAAUACUCGUUUUAUUAAAUAAAUCUAAUGA